This is a messenger RNA of Linderina pennispora, 2102 nucleotides long. RefSeq lists its product as uncharacterized. Bases 74 to 2023 code for a protein of 649 amino acids. The transcript has a single exon. The record is from RefSeq and is a predicted model, not a curated record. Gene Ontology annotation, molecular function: metalloendopeptidase activity; zinc ion binding. Lineage: Eukaryota; Fungi; Kickxellomycota; Kickxellomycetes; Kickxellales; Kickxellaceae.
CUCUAGAUCUAGUAUUAUACAGCCCUACCUCGCUACUCUUCCUCUAAAUAUUCACUGUCGUGUACUACUAAUAAUGGUCAAGCUCACUUCUAUCGUCAGCCUCCUUGCGGCUACUCUUGCUACUGUUAGCGCGGCUGCGGACCACCAUCAGGAUAUCGUCACAUUCACUCCAGAGCUGAGCGGCAAGGGGCAGUUCAAGGUCUAUGACAAGCCGGUCACUGUCUCCACUGAUUCGUCUGCCCAGGCCGCCUCCUUUGUUGGCGGCAGCAAGAAGGACUCUGCUGUCAAGUCCAAGGCUGAUAUUGCUGUCGCGUAUCUGGCCAAGAACCACAAGAUCCCGGCCGAGAACAUCAAGAUCACCGAUGCCUACACCGACGCUCGCUCGGGCAUUACCCACGUCUAUGCCCGCCAGACCAACGGUGGUGUUGAUGUCGCCAACGGUCUUGCCAAUGUCAACGUUGACUCCAAGGGCCGCAUCAUCUCGUCCAGCCAUUCAUUCGCUUCGACUGAUGCCCUGGGCAAGGUCAAGCGCUCCAACGGCUCCCUUGUUGCGCGUGCCAGCGACGAUGCCUCGCUGAAGACCGCAUUCAAGUCGCUGAACGACUACGUCAAGACCGCUGUGUCCGACAGCGAUCUGAACAAGAUCACUGUCGCGUCGACCUCGAACUUUGUCAGUGGCGAGCCUCAGUUCACCAUUACCAACGUGCCUUCAGCUUCGGCUGUUGACGGCUCGGCCACUGCCAAGAAGGCGCUGAUCCAGAAGGCUGACGGAUCCCUGGCGCAUGUCUGGGAGAUCACCCUGAAGCAGGAUAGCCACUGGUGGAGCGCCCACGUCAACCAGGACACUGGCAGCGUCGAGGCUAUCCAUGACUGGGUAUCGCAUGCCGAGUCGUACAACGUCUACCCGCGCAAUGUAAACGACCCCCUGGAGGGUAGCCGCUCGGUCGUGUCGAGCCCAGCCAACACUAAUGCUAGCCCUAAGGGCUGGGUUACUGGUACCACCACCACUGGCAACAACGUCUGGGCGCAGAACAACCCCACCGGUGGCAGCACGUGGCAGACCAACUACCGUCCGAACUCCACCAACGGCGCCUUCGACUUCCCUCUGGACCUGACCAAGGCGCCAUCGUCCUAUAUUGACUCUGCUAUUACGCAGUUGUUCUACACUGUCAACACCGUGCACGAUCUGUCGUACCUCUAUGGAUUCGAUGAGGCUGCUGGUAACUUCCAGGAUGUGAACUACAGCGGCAAGGGAGUUGGUGGCGACUACGUUAUUGCCUACGCUCAGGAUGGAUCCGGUACCGAUAACGCCAACUUUGCCACUCCUCCAGAUGGCCAGCACGGUGUCAUGCGCAUGUACACCUGGACUCAGACCAACCCGAACCGCGAUGGCGAUUUUGAGCAGGACAUUGUCGCCCACGAGUUCACCCACGGUAUCUCGAACCGUCUGACUGGUGGCCCAGCCAACUCCAACUGCCUGGGCAGUGGUGAGCCUGGAGGUAUGGGCGAGGGAUGGAGUGACACUGUUGCCAACCUUCUGCGUAUCAAGUCUGGAGACACCCGCUCGCGCAACCUUGUCCUCGGCGAGUAUUCAAACGGCAGCGGUAUCCGUAACUACCCAUACUCGACGAGCCUGACCACCAACCCCUCGACAUACUCGUAUCUUGACAAGUCGGGCUACAAUGGAGUCCAUGCUAUCGGUGAGGUCUGGGCUGAGAUUCUGUACGAGGUUAUCUGGAACCUCAUUGAUGCCAACGGUAUUGCCGCGGAUCUGUUCUCGCAUGAUCUGACCAAGGGUAACUCCAUCGCGCUCCAGAUUAUCCUUGACGGUAUGAAGCUGCAGCCGUGCAAGCCCACGUUCCUUAACGCCCGCGAUGCCAUUAUCCAGGCCGACCAGAACCUGACUGGUGGCAAGAACAAGUGCGCCAUCUGGAAGGGCUUUGCCAAGCGCGGUCUUGGAGUCAAGGCUGUUGUUAAGAGCCGUCGCCACAUCGACGACUUCACUGUUCCCAGCGGAUGCUAGACAGCAUCGCUAUAUAGACCAUAGCUUCAACUACUGAAGCAAGUUUUCCAAUUCCAAAAUACACUUUAUUGGAAUGAUA